CGGGUCCACGUCGAACGCCAUGACUUUUGGAGACUCAGCUUUUCAUCGACAUUUGAUCGCCCUCAGUGCUGAAUAUGACCGAUUGACUGCAGAAAAUGAAGAGUUGAGGAGAGGCAAUUCGCCAUUGUUCAAUUUGCGGCAUGAGGACAGUCCACCGCCAAAACAGCCUUUGACCGCUUUCGCUGAACCGAGCCCAAAGUUGGACUUGCUGGAGUUGCCAUGCAUGCCAGACGAGUAUCCAGGCGAGGGCGAUGAUAACGAGAAUGACAAAGUUCCAAGAGCAUCCAGAGUAUCAAGAAUGAGACAUCAACGCUCUACAGUGGUCGCUACUGUGCCAAAGUCGGAGGAGGCAGAAGAUGCGUCGACCUUCCUAUUGAUGUUGGACGUCAUUCCUGCUGCUGUUAUCAUGAUGAGUGCUGCCGUGGCUGGUUUGUCUGCAGACAUUGCGCCGAAUCAUGAGGUGUGGAGAAUCCUCGAGAUUGCCUUCACAACCUUUUUCAUCGGAGAAUGUUUUGUAAAGAUGAAGGUGUUUGGAAUGCAGGAAUACAUUGGGGGUGCUGAUUGGUAUUGGUCGUGGUUUGAUAUCUUGUGCGUGAUCCUCGCUCUUGUGGAUCUUAGCAUCACCUACAUCACUGAAGCUUCUUCGGAAGGUGGUGCUGACACCGGAGCGAUAAGUUCUUUAAAGAUGCUGAAGUUGGCAAGAUUGGGAAGGAUUGUUCGUUUGCUGAAGUUCAAGAUUUUCCAAGAGCUCAAGCUCAUGAUCCAGGGCGUUUUCACUGGACUGCGAGUGCUCUUCUGGGCGGUUGUCCUGUUGGUGGGCUGCAUGUAUUUGCUUGGAGUCGUCACACGCACCCUCUUCGGGAAUGUGGAUGACCUGAAUGUGAGAGAAGAAUUCAGCACGGUACCGGCAGCAAUGUUUACUUGCUUCCGGUGUUUUACUGACGGAUGUGCGGCAACAGAUGGCACGCCAUUGCAGGAGCACCUAAGAAGAUUCUUCGGUGCGCCAUUUAUGUUUUCGUAUAUCCUGAUCUUCCUCUUCAUCACAACAGGGAUUUUCAACCUCAUCAUCGCAGUUUUCAUUGACAACGUCUCGGAUGGAAGUACCAAAAAGAGACAGCGUCAAUUGGGCCAAAAUGGCCCCAAGACUGCAUGGCUCAUCUCCUCUGCCCUGAGACACAUCAUCUUGACGAAUCUGUAUCAGCAAGAACAAGAAGGACAAGCAAACAAGCGCCGAAUGUCCAAGCUUCUCAAGGAACAGAUAAGCAGCCUUCAAGAAAUGUAUGGCAAGCAUACGCACACAAAUGCAGAGUAUGAAGAGAAGACGGAAGAGAUCCGAAAGCAAAUGACAAAGCGAGAAGUGGUGGUUACCAAGGACGAGUUCAACACCUGGCUCAACUGUGAGAAAGAGCUCAUCAGCCGACUUGACGAAUCGGAAAUCGACAUGAGUUGCAAGUCUGACUUGUUUGAUGUACUGGAUGCCGAUCUCAGUGGCGAAUUGGAAUUCGAGGAAAUGGUAGACGGUCUCUUGAAAUGUCGUGGGCCAGUGUCAAAGACGGACAUCAUUGCCAUCCGGCUGAAGUCGUCUUUGAUAGUUCGGAUGAUGAAUGCAGUUUGUGACAAGCUGGGAAUUCAAGAUGUAUGAUUUAGAUUGAUUUAGUGGGUCAGGUUCGCGAAUCUGAGUUCUUUGAUGCCAUGUUUGGUGGUUGCUCGUUUG
Messenger RNA from Cladocopium goreaui, 1714 nucleotides. NCBI's taxonomy places the organism in Eukaryota, Dinophyceae, Suessiales, Symbiodiniaceae. The record is from the annotation of a GenBank genome assembly.